Messenger RNA from Gordionus sp. m RMFG-2023, 1944 nucleotides. Its product is annotated as poly(A) RNA polymerase, mitochondrial-like. Bases 13 to 1944 code for a protein of 643 amino acids. NCBI's taxonomy places the organism in Eukaryota, Metazoa, Nematomorpha, Gordioida, Chordodea, Parachordodidae. The record is from RefSeq and is a predicted model, not a curated record. The transcript has 7 exons. Gene Ontology annotation, molecular function: poly(A) RNA polymerase activity.
CAUAAAUAAAGCAUGUUUAUCAAAUUUUACAAAACUACCAAAUUUAUGGGCAAACCAACAUAUCGUUACUUAGCAAGUGAUGCCAAUGAAUGUAACUUUUCUGAAUUUUUACAAAAACGGAGAUCUGAAGCUCAAAAUAGUAUUUUACUAAUUUUACCCAAUAUCUCAUCCUCAAAACUAGCAUUUUUAAAAUGUUUGCAAUUUGGUACAAUUAAAAAAGCAUAUCCUUAUCAAAUUAUGCAAGGGAAGAACUGUAUGUUAAUAGAGUUUGCAAACUAUAAAUCAGUGAUUCGACUUAUAAAGAGUGCCAGGCAUUUUGACCCAAAUUUAGUGAUCCCUGUAAAAUCAAGAGUAUGUUGGUUUGCAGAUAAACAAAAUUUUAAACAAUUCCCCCAAAAUUGGUUUGAUUCAAAUUAUGGGCAAUUAAAUAAUGACAAUGAGGCAACUUAUAUUGAAAAUUCUUUACAUCUCAAUCUUGAUAUGGACAAAUUAAAGACCAGAAUUCUUGGAACAACAUCAUUUUCAGGCCAAAUGCAAAUCCUAAACAACGACACAAAAAUAUCGGAUUUAGGUUGCAGGCUAAGGUUUUUAACCUGUUCACUGCUUCAAGAAGCCCUAAGCGGAAUGUUUGGUAUGUAUGAUGAACUUAGUGUAAAUUCACAAUCAAAUUCAAACAAUAGAACAAAUACAUAUAACUCAGGAGAUAACCAGCUUUUAACAUCACAAACUUUAUUUACUCCCUUUGGCUCAUCUGUCAAUAGUUUUGGGAAAUACAAUUCUGACCUUGAUAUGCUCCUUACUUUCCCUUCUUUCAAUCCUCACAAUAAGCAAGGAGGUAAUUUUAUUUUUGAUGCUAAACGCUGCCUUACUUCUGACCGUCAGCAAUCGGCUCGUACUUUAAGAUUAAUAUCAGAUCUUUUACAAUCAUUCCUGCCUGGGACAAAAGAAAUACAAAGAAUUUUGAGGGCAAGAGUUCCUAUAGUGAAAUUCACUCAUGAUAAGCUUGGACUUUCUUGUGAUCUCUCCUUUGGAUCAAAUGGUGGCCUCGAGAUGUCAGAUAUUUUAUAUACGCUGGGUAGAGCCGACCCUAGGAUAGAAAUACUAUUCUCUAGCAUUCGAUUUUGGGCCAAAAAUUAUGGGGUAACCAACCCUUUCCCUGGCAAAUGGCUCACUAAUUUCAUGCUACUACUUAUGACAAUUCACUACUUACAACACCAAGCUCUUGCUAUUCAAACAGCUUCAAAUUCCAAACUGACAAAAACAAACACUUAUGAACAUUCAUACUUGCUAAUUAACUUUUUUGCCUAUUAUUCCUCAUUCGAUUUUAAUAGCCAUGGGAUGGCCAUAUCACCUAAAGAUCAUGCCCAACAUCUUGAAACAAAUAAUCAUCCACAAUCUACAUCACCAUUAAAUUAUCUGCUUUUUGGUAAACCAGACUUCUCACCAUUUUACAUAAAAAAUCCAGUAGAUACUUCCUUAAAUGUCGCUAAAAAUGUAACCAGUGAUCAAGUGCAACACUUUAAAGCAGUUUGUAGAGCCACUUUAUCAAAGUUAGGAAUUUGUUUUGAAGGUUUCCCUUUUAAAAAUGAUGAUAUCAUUGAACAUAUAAAUAAUAUUGACAAAUUAGGAACCAAAAGUCAAGGCCUAUUAGAAUUGGUUUUUGAGGAUGUAAAUCAGGGAGAUAUAAAAAGAUUUUUUGAUGCUGAAACAUAUGUCAAUAUUGAUAAUGAUCAUAGAAGUCAUGCAAACAAAGAAAAUAUUUGUGAAUUUGAUAAUAAUAAUCUAGAAAAUAAUGAAGAAAUUGAUGGAUUCCAUAUUGCAGAAAGGUAUAAAAGUCCUAUUAGUCAAAAUUUAGUCAAUAAUAAAAAUUUGGAAAAUGAAUUUGAUAUAAAUUCAAAAAAUUAUAUGCCUAAAAACAUUAAAAUAUCGAGUAUAUUGGAAUAG